AUGGGCGGCAAAAGCUGCAAGUCCUACUCUAUAACCCGUAGAUCCGCCUCGCAGGAGGCGCCAUCUACCGGCAGUUCCUCAGACCAAGACUACAUAACCGGCGUAGUGUGCCAAGAAUCGGAAAUCUCCGAUAACCAGAUGAAGUUACUCGAGUUAAAAGACGGAACGGAAACGGAAGUAGGAAAAAUCCUGUUGAUAAAGCAGAAAGGUCAGUUGCACGCAAUAGGAACCAAGUGCACGCACUAUGGCGCCCUUUUGCACACGGGAGCUCUGGGCGACGGUCGAAUUCGCUGUCCUUGGCACGGAGCUUGCUUUAAUAUCAAAACCGGGGAUAUAGAAGACUAUCCAGGGUUAGAUUCGCUUCCGUGCUACAAGGUGACCUUGGAACAAGGUCAAGUGAUUGUCCGUGCUCGCCGAAAGGACCUUGAAGCCAACAGGCGGCUCAGAACUGCGAAUUUCAACAGCUGUUCCGCGUCAAGGUCAGUUGUGAUCAUCGGAGGGGGUCCAGCUGGCGCCACCUGUGCUGAUACUCUUCGCCAGGAAGGAUUCGCUGGAAGGAUUUUGAUGAUCUGCAAGGAACCAGUGUUGCCUUAUGAUAGAAUUAAGGUUUCUAAAAUAAUGGACUUUGAUGUGUCCAAAUCGCUGCUGAGGAACCAGAAUUAUUACGACGAGCACAAUAUUGAAACAAAGCUAGAUGUCGAAGCGGUGGAACUGGACACUGAUAACAAAACAGUGACCUUAAGUUCCGGAGAGAGGAUUAGUUACAGUUGCGUGUUCCUAGCAACUGGCAGCAAGCCCAGAAUGCCGUCUGUUCCAGGAACCGAAUUGAGCAACGUGUUCCUGGUGAGAACUCAAGAAGACGCUGCUAGGAUUAACAGCCAGUUGUCUGAGGACAAGCAUGUCGUCGUUCUGGGCCAGAGCUUCAUUGGAAUGGAAGCUGCGGCUUAUUGCCAGAACAAGGUGGCAUCUGUAACAGUAAUUGGAAGAGACACUGUUCCACUUCGUGCUGUCUUUGGUGAAGAGAUUGGAACCAGGAUACUCAAGGAACAUCAAGCCAAGGGGGUUAAGUUCGUGUUUAAUAACAAUAUCGCCAAGUUUUUGCCAAAGGAACAAAGCAAUGACCUUGGAACAGUGGAACUUACAGAUGGAACCAAGUUACAGGCUGAUGUUGCUAUUGUGGGCAUUGGUUCCAGUCCGUAUACAGAUUGGCUCAAAGGUUCCAAGGUUCUGAUGCAAGAUGGCGCUGUGGUUGUUGAUGAGUUUUUGAAGAGCAGUGUUGAUGAUGUCUACGCUGGAGGAGACAUUGCUUAUGCGCCUGUCUUUGUUUCGGGAGGUGCUAAGGCUGCUAUUGGGCAUUAUCCGCUGGCGCAUUAUCAUGGGAGGAUUGCUGCUUUGAAUAUUUGCCAGAAGGUGGCGCCUCUCAAGGCUGUUCCGUACUUUUGGACUAAUUUGUUUGGAAAGAAUUAUAGAUAUGCAGGUCACGGACGUGCUUCAAGCGUUAAAAUCUACGGAUCUUUGGAAGACUUUAAAUUCUUCGCUUACUAUUUGAACGACGGAAAAGUAAUAGCGAUGAGCAGCGCCGGAAGUGACCCAAUUGUUUCCGACUUCGCCGAGUAUAUCUACGAAGGAAAUGUACUUACCGAGCAGCAGAUCGAGGACAAUCCUAUCGGGUGGAUGCGAAACAAGCCUGUAGAACUUUUGCGAAAUAUAUUUAAAGAUAAAUUCGAUUCGCUGAACAAGUCGUUUUGUAAGGGUAUUGGGUUACGGAAGGAGCCAAUGCAGAGAAUAUUAAAAAAAGAGUUCCAUACGUUAACCCAUAAGCACAUUAACAGUCACAAAAGUUGUACAAUGAAAUUUCUACACAAGUUUAUUAAAUUAAGACUUUUCCGUCCUAUUUAA
Cotesia congregata is the source of this 1899-nucleotide messenger RNA. NCBI's taxonomy places the organism in Eukaryota, Metazoa, Arthropoda, Insecta, Hymenoptera, Braconidae. The record is from the annotation of a GenBank genome assembly.